AUGGUCAACAGGGUCAAAACAGUGUCUGAUAUAUGUUCUGUUUUCUGGGCACAUCGUUCAUGUGAAGCUUCUUCUCUGUUGUCUGCAGCAAUGAAAGACUUUAAGGUGACAGUGAGGCGAUCGGAGGCUUCUGAGAGAUGCAGUCUGAAGGGAGUAGUACUUUUACGGACUGAUACUGAUAGCCUUCUUCUCAAAGACCCGAAGACAGGAGAGGUCCUGUACUCCUGGCCCUACCGUUUCCUCCGCAGGUUCGGACGAGACAAGGCAACAUUCUCCUUUGAGGCCGGGCGAAGAUGCGACUCCGGGGAAGGCAGCUUUGAGUUUGACACAAAGCAAGGCAACGCCAUCUUCCAAUCCGUAGAAGCUGCUAUCAAUCUACACAGAGUCAACAUACCAGCAAAGCAGAUGUCAAAUUCAGAUCGAGAUCUCAUGCCCUCUCCACCUCGAAUGAGAGCCCCGGUGGAGAACAUAGGUAUCUAUAGUAUGGUGAGUGACACAUCGAUCAGAGAUGGGGCCAAACCUCCACAAAACCCUCAACUCUCCAGACUGGACGCCCCAACAGAGAAGCUUCUCACCGGAGUCAAGAGUCUAAACUUGGACACCAGGCCACCGCCGCGAAAGAGUCAAGUCAAGAACUUCCGCAGCUGUCCCUUGGCCAACACCGAGGACGAGAUGUAUUCCCGGGCAAUGGCCCCAGAUCCGGAAAGAGGAAGUCCAAAGGAGAAGAGAGAACUGAAGGAUAGACGUUCCACGUGCUCCAACCCAGAGGAAUCGGACUAUUCGCUGCCCUUCGAUACCAUUGCCAAGAAUGUAAUGGUAGAUAUUUUUGCCACAACAAACUUUCCACCAAACGCAGGGGAAUCCAAUUGUGAAAAUAACAAGAAAGGCACUGCAGAGAACACUGAACCACUUUACGACAUCAUAGAUGAGUCUGCUAUUAGAAGCCGUUUCGCAAAUAAACAAACGCAUUCAUACAAAAGAGUUGAGCACAUCUAUGAUGAACCGGAGGGUUGUGGUGUUGCCCCAAAUGCACCUCCAUCACUCUAUGAUGAACCAGAGGAGGUUAAAGGUCAUGCUUGGAAGAUGCUGGGCACAGUAAUGGAUCCGAGUGGCCAUGAGUACCCGUAUAAUGCUUCUGUUGAUGACUACGCUGUUCCUAAACCUCCACGGAGGGCCUUGCUGGCAAAACAAAUGGAGGGUGAGGAAGAGGACUGCUCACCAUAUGAUAACAUCAUGGUAAAAGUAAUGCAAAAGAAUAACUAAAGACUGCUUCAGAAUCUUUUAUAAGAAAACCAUAGUGAUUUGGAAUGCUGUGAGGACAAUGAAGUGAAGUACAAGUGUGCAAAUGAAUGAGUAUAUUUAAACAAUUAACAUGCAGAUAGUGCUUUACUCUUCUCCAAAAAGCUGUGAUCUGCAACACCUAUCAUUUAUGGAGAAAAGAUUCAUUGCAACAUUGUCUAUGUUGCAGAUUCACUAAAUACUUUUUGCCUGCUGUGUUGUAAGAUAAAAAGCCUACAUCUUAUGCACAGCAAACUAGUUUAAACAAUGUGAUAAAAUUAAAUUAACAGUGCAUUAUA
Messenger RNA from Danio rerio (zebrafish), 1577 nucleotides. The record is from RefSeq and is a predicted model, not a curated record. NCBI's taxonomy places the organism in Eukaryota, Metazoa, Chordata, Actinopteri, Cypriniformes, Danionidae.